Messenger RNA from Dermacentor silvarum, 1256 nucleotides. RefSeq lists its product as uncharacterized. NCBI's taxonomy places the organism in Eukaryota, Metazoa, Arthropoda, Arachnida, Ixodida, Ixodidae. The record is from RefSeq and is a predicted model, not a curated record. The transcript has 5 exons. Bases 256 to 696 code for a protein of 146 amino acids.
CAGGUACCAAGAAUUUGUCUUGGUUGGUCCUUUCCGUGCAGCAAAAUAAAAAUAAGCAUGUUGGCAGAUUGUGAAGAAGUCUAGGCGAACUCAAGCGAUUUUCUAGGCUUACAUGUUACUUUAGAGUACUGCGGCGAAGUGAACAAUGGGAUUUCGGUGAACGGGAGCUCGUUCGUCUUACGAAUCCGUGCAUUCGAAUUUAUAUGCUAACAACUUUGGGUAUAAGCCGACACAAGUAAGAGAAGAAGAAGUUAAAUGUCGCUGUUCUCAUCUAGGCUCUACAUCUACAUCUCAAGUCUUUCUUCCAGGAGCGGCGAACUUUCCGUUAUCGGCGAUGACUACGAGGCUGUUGGCAACCGUCUUCCUUGCUCUUGUAUUCGGGAGCAGCGAAAGCCACUUUCUACCAUCGCAGAACAACAGGACCGUAACCCCAGACGGCUGUUUGGACCCCACCGGUCAUCUCGUCAACGAAGGCUUCAGUAUCUCGAGAACACGUCCAUGCCAGCUCGAGACUUGCCGCAAUGGCACGUGGGAUAUAGCCAGGUGCAUCGAGGACGUGGACCCGAAGUGCAAGGGGCAACUGGGAACCAGAGGACCGGGACCGUACCCGGACUGCUGUGCGCUUGCUGUGUACUGCGCCGGGCACUGAGGCGCGGCCAAGGACAGCGCCGCAGUUCUCGACAAACCGUGCUGUAACUGCGUCACCUUUGUUAAAAUCUCCUCCGAGGACGCCAAGACAAUAUGUAAAUAAUUUUUUUACCAUCCGCAGGCUUUAUAUUUCCUGCGGCAGCUGGUACGGGCUACUUGGGUUACGAACGUAACCGAUAUCACCCACAUGCUGGAAAGAAAUGCCCGCCGCCUGAAGAUGCAAUUCCAAUCACGAUGUGCGAUGGCUAAACGCGCUACCAGGCCCGGACAACUGCUUCAAGCGAAAAGAACUGAAAGAACGCUGCAAGCAUCUUUUGCGCCCUCUAUAGUGCACUGAGUCAACAUCAUUUCGGACGUGUUAGCCGAAUGUGAAACAUGUAAAGCAAAAAAAAAAACGAAGAAAAAAAAACGCUGUCUCACUUUUCGUUAGUCGUGAGCCAGCCGUGUAAAUCUGGGGUUGAAUUCCCGAACGGCUGUUGGCCAUUGGCGCGUCACCUUCGCUGAUAAGUCCAACAUCACGAUUGCCUGGCAGCUGCUUUUAUGAGUACUUCUAACAUUUUUUCGAGUACGAGUACUGGUGUCUGCAAUGACCAACAUCCACCACAUAA